Molecule: messenger RNA, 2523 nt
Organism: Symbiodinium sp. CCMP2456
Lineage: Eukaryota; Dinophyceae; Suessiales; Symbiodiniaceae
Source: the annotation of a GenBank genome assembly
AUGCCACCCAUCGCGCACUCGGCCCAGCUCUUCCGAGCAGACGAGUUGGCCUCGGUCGCGGCGUCUGUUGCCAGGUUGAGCCAGGACACGAAGGUUCUGAAGCAGCUGUUCUUCCAGCGCUUCGAUGCUGCGGGCGCUUGGCAGUCGCUUUCUGCUGACGAGCUUGCCGCCGCACUUUGGGCACUGGCACAAGCAAAGAAGCACACGGCCGACAGCGUGGCGGCAUCUCCCAUUGAGUCGAGGGCGCUCGAGGCUGCUGCUUCGGUUUGCACCGCGACGGCGGGCCGGCUCACGCCAGGGCAGACCUGCACGGUGCUGGCAGCCCUGGCCCGCCUGGUCCCCGGCAGGAAAGACGCGGUUCGUUCCCUGCUGCAGCGGCUGCAACAAGGCCAGCCGAUGCAGCCGGCUUCAUUGGUCGAGGUUCUUUGUGCCGUGAUGCUGCUGGAUGUUUGGGACGAUCAUCUCUUGGAGACUGCAGGUCAGACCUUCGUUGCGGGACCACAUGCAGGUGCGCACCUGCAGCACAUUUCCACCGGGCAGGAUACGCUAUCAUUGUCAGGCGAGAACAUAGCUAUGGUGGUUGCGGCGGGGAUUACGUCCUUAGCCAAUACGCAUCUUCGAUGCUGCACCAUGAAGGCCAUGACGAACGCCGCAACCCGCCGGUCUCCGGCACUGCUUCCCGGGGUGGUGGCCCUCGUUGCCUGUUUGACAGUGGGACGCCUGGCCGCGCAGGGGCUGGGCUUCGUUCCCUCCACUCCGUCCACAUCGCUUCGAACACGAACUGCGCCACGCGUGGCUUUGGCGGCUUCCAUGCGAGACAGUGAGGGCAACAAAGUUCGGGAGCCAAAGACCUUCGAUGCCUCCGACGCCUCCAGCGUAGCAGGUUCAGUUACGGUGGAGUACAAGAAGAGGCCCUUCGGCGUGCUCGCCUACGCCCCGAGCACCAGUGGAAAGGGGGCCAUGGUCUGGAAUAUGAACGAGAACUCCCGGUAUCCUGGUGAUCCCCAAGGUCAGGCCUGGACCGGCGGCGUGAAGCAGUACAUGGCGGUGAAGUCCAUAGCCGGCCAAGAUGUCAGCACAUGGGACUUCUGGGACAUCCUCGAUCUGCUUGAUGACAAGAUCCUUGACAACUCUGCAGGCAUUUUCCAGUCCAGUGGCAGUGGUGGUAUGGGGAACAAGCCUGCUGAGCUUCCCGUUGCGGUAGAGUACGUGGAGUUCAGCUCCAUGGGAGGAGCCGCACCUGCGGCUCCGGCCGCUGGCAGCUCAGAGCAGUUCGUCGACACCCGAGACGAGCGUUUCAAGGACCUGCCAAAGGAUGCCACGAUCAAGGAGUACAAGAUCCCUCCAGCACCUCCUUCCUACACGAGCACUGUCGUGGAGGGCUUGCGAAGUGCAGUCGCUGCCAUGCCCGAUCCCGUUGGCCACGCUGGACCUCGCUACCAAGGCAAGGCGUCGCUGAAUGAAGCCAGCAUCCGCCAGAUGCUCGCUCAGUUCAAGAUGCCUAGCUGCAUCGAGACAGUCCUGACCGGACAGAUUCUGCCGAUGAAGGAUGCGUACCAGUUGGCUAUCGACGCCUACGACAUCCUCGUGAAGGAGAAGACCCUGGGACGAGUGUCGGUGCCGGUAGGGAAGAAGGUCACCGUAGUUGGCGACCUCCAUGGUCAGUUGUUCGACUUCGAUCACAUGCUGAGCCUAGCAGGAUUCCCAUCGCCAGACAACCAGUUCCUUUUCAACGGCGACUUUGUGGAUCGUGGCCCUUGGAGUGUCGAGGUGAUUUUCACCAUCCUCGCUUUCAAGGUCUGGCAACCAAACGGCGUCUACAUGAACCGCGGAAACCACGAGGCCGAGAUGGCAAACCACUUCUAUGGCUUCUUCGGCGAGUUGGAGGUGAAGUACGAGAAGCGCAUGAUCGAUCUCUUCGCAGAGAUCUUCAGGGCCACACCUUUGUGCCACGUGAUCAACGACGAGGUCUUCGUCGUUCAUGGAGGCAUUCCGGGCCCUGACCCGCGCGUGUGGUGGAAGGGCAUGGACAACCAGAUCAGCUUCGAUGGUCGUCAGAUCCAGAUCAGCCUUUCCGAAAUCGAGAACUCCAACCGCUUCAUGGAGCCAAACCCAGACGAGAAUCCGCUGAUGGUUGAUCUGCUAUGGUCCGACCCGAAGGGCAAGGAUGGUUACGGCCCAUCGGGGCGCAUGUCCUCCGGCAUUUACCUGUUCGGACCUGAUGUGUCCCGGAACUUCAUGGAGUUCAACGGCCUGAAGAUGACGCUUCGCUCCCAUGAGGUCAAGGCACAGGGGUACCGCUUUGACCACGAGGGGGCCUACCCGCUCAUCACCGUCUUCUCGGCGCCGAACUACGUUGACAAGGCUGGCAACAUGGCCUCCGUCGCUGUGCUGACCAACGACGGCGCAAAGAUGGCCGGUCCCGAGUUUGUGCAGUAUUCUGCCCAGCCACACCCGGAUGUGCCUUCCGGCGCCUAUGCCGUCGGCGGCCCCCUGCACCCCGAGAGUGCUGCUGCAAGGUAA